Molecule: messenger RNA, 741 nt
Organism: Insectozyma verbasci
Lineage: Eukaryota; Fungi; Ascomycota; Pichiomycetes; Serinales; Debaryomycetaceae
Source: the annotation of a GenBank genome assembly
AUGAAUUCUAAUUCACCACCCGAAUAUGCACCAAUUUCAACGUCAAGUUUUACUGUAUCAUCAUCUGAGAAAUAUAAUAAAGAGAUAACUAAACAUGACAUAAUUAAAUCACCAGAAUUGGAGUCAAUUUAUAAUUCUUUGACUGAAAUUUAUUCAAUUUUACCUACGCUCGAAAUGGUUGAAUCUUCAUAUAUGAAAGAUUAUAUAACUAAUAAAGAAACAUACACUAAUACAGCAUAUAGAUUAAUAAAUCAGUAUCAAAUAAUCCUAAAAACUCUAGAGAAUAAACCAGAACUCAAUCAAAUUUUUCCUGGACUCAAACCCGAUAAUUCAAAUUUCCUAUCACUACUCACCUCAAAAUAUAAUUUAAAUUACCCAUUAGCUUUGAGAAGAAUAGAACAUGGUUUGCCUUCAACCAUUGAAAAUAUAAGUGUAAGUGGUGGUAAUGGUAAUGGUAAGACAAGAUUAAUUGCUGAAAUUACGGGAAAUUUUAUUACUUGCAUGGACGCAAUUAAAUUAAACUACAAUACUAAAAAUCAAUUACAUCCUUUAUUAAGUGAAUUGGUUAUUAAUCUAAAUGAAUUUAAUGAGUCGUUGGAAUUUAAUGGGAAAUCUAAAUUAAUUAAUUGGUUAAUAAGAAUAAAUAAUUUAGAAAAACAGUUUUCAAAUGAUGAUUUGGAUUUAUUUUUGAAAGAUUUGGAUGUUGCUUAUAAAGGGUUUUAUUCAAGCUUGGAUGCGUAA